AUGUAUUUUAGACUUCCAUUAUGGUGGGAAACAUGGACAUAUUGUUGUGGAAUGAUGACAGCUGAUCAAAUUACUUGGAAUAGACUAUUUGAAUUAUAUCAACAAAAUCACGAUAAAAAAUUUUUGCAAGUUUUGGCUUGUUCUCAAAAUCCUGAUGUUAUAAUCAAUUAUUUAAAUGUAAUAGCAUUGAAUACUUCGUUAUUGCACGAUUCAACACAUUUUGAUGUCUUUCAUACUAUUCUUGUUAAGCAAGCACACAACAAUUUAGUUCUUGACUAUGUAUUAGAAAAUUUGGAGACAGUGAAACCCAAAUUAAUUAGUAUGAAAUCAAUAUUGGGAAUUAUUAUUGGUCAAAUUUUUUCUGAAGAAUUAUUUGACAAGGUAAACACAUUCCUAGCAAAAAAUCUCGAUCAAUUGUCAGAUUCUGCAUUUACAAUACAUGCAAUGAUAGAAGAACGAAAAACUUCUCUCGAGGAUAUCGCAAAAAUAAUUAAAAAGUUGCUUGUAGUCAGAGAGUCGGAAAAAAUCAAACUGGAAUAAUCAAUUGAUCCAAUAAAAUCUGAUAUACAUUUACCUACGA
Molecule: messenger RNA, 580 nt
Organism: Pogonomyrmex barbatus (red harvester ant)
Lineage: Eukaryota; Metazoa; Arthropoda; Insecta; Hymenoptera; Formicidae
Product: aminopeptidase N-like
Biological process (GO): peptide catabolic process; proteolysis
Cellular component (GO): cytoplasm; membrane
Molecular function (GO): peptide binding; zinc ion binding; metalloaminopeptidase activity
Source: RefSeq, a predicted model, not a curated record